Molecule: messenger RNA, 540 nt
Organism: Aedes albopictus (Asian tiger mosquito)
Lineage: Eukaryota; Metazoa; Arthropoda; Insecta; Diptera; Culicidae
Product: glutamic acid-rich protein-like
Exons: 2
Coding region: 1-540 (179 amino acids)
Source: RefSeq, a predicted model, not a curated record
AUGCUAUCGGCGAGCACGCAGAACGACGAGUGCAUGAGACCCAGUCCAGUGGUUCUCAACAAGUACCAUGAAAACGACAUCUCAAUGAAUGCUAGCCUCGCUGAAAAAAGUUCUAGCUCCAGUAAUGAAGAUACCAUCGCUUGUAAUGAAGACCCGUUUGAAGGUGUUUUGGUGUGGCCAAGGGUUAACGAGAACACCCAUGGAAAAAAACGACGUAAGCAGGAGCACGUUCCCUCCGUUGCCACAAGUGAUAGGUGGCUGCAAUGGUACAACAAAAAGGAUUCGGACAAGAAACAGGAAGAGCUUGCAAAGAAAGAUCGGAUUGAAAAACGAAAGUUGAUCAAACAGCAAAAAGAAGAGAAAAAAGAAGAACAAAGACUAGAGAAGAUCGAGAAAAAGAGGCUGAGGGAUGAAGAGAAGGAAUUGAGGCUGGCGAAUAAGGAAAAUGCAAAAAGAGCUAAGACUGUGAAACCGUCUAAACGCAAACAAAACUCCAAUGAUAAGAACAGCAAGCGUUUCCUCAAAAUCAACAUUGGUUAA